AGAGGGGGAGGAGGAGGAGAGGAGGGGGGCAGGAAAUGGCGGCCUGAGGGAGACACAGAGAUAGUGUCCCGUCCUCCGCUGUCCCCUACGCUCACACCUUGUGUGCCUCCUCCCCGCCUCCAGGAAAUCCCUGACACGCCAGCCGGGCUGGGCUCCCCCAACCCCCUCCUCCCUCCUGCUCACAAAGUUACAUUGUAAUCCUCACUUCUUCUUUUGUUGUUUCUCGUUGGCUCUGUGCGGCUUCCUUCUCCCCAAGCUGGAUGCCCCUGGGAGGCUGUGACAGGCUGGGGAGGCACCAUGACUCGCUGGAUCCCCACCAAGAAAGAGGAGAAGUAUGGAGUGGCCAUUUACAAUUACGAGGCAAAAGCAGCGGAUGAGUUGCAUCUCCAGAUCGGUGACACUGUGCACCUUCUAGAAACACAUGAAGGAUGGUACAGAGGAUACGUUUUGAGGAAAAAAUCUAAAAAGGGUAUAUUUCCUACCAGCUAUAUUCAUCUUAAAGAAGCCGCAGUUGAAGGAAAAGGGCAACAUGAAACCGUCACACCUUGCGAGAUUCCGCUUGUCCAUGAAGUCACCAACACACUGCGCGAGUGGUCUAUCAUAUGGCGGCAGCUUUAUGUUCAAGAUAAUCGUGACAUGUUUAACUGCGUCAGGAAUAUGAUCUGUGACCUGGUGGAGUGGAGAUCACAGAUCUUGUCUGGAACACUGCCGCAAGAUGAACUGAACGAGCUUAAAAAGAAAAUCACAGCGCGGAUUGAUUAUGGAAACAGGAUCCUUGAUUUGGACCUGGUUGUACGAGACGAAGAUGGAAAUAUACUCGACCCAGACCAAACCAGCACGAUUAGUCUUUUCAGGGCACAUGAAAUAGCUUCCAAGCAAGUUGAAGAAAGAAUCCAGGAAGAAAUGUUGCAGAAACAGAAUGACAUCAACAGACAAGCCAAGUUUGCCGCCACACCCUCGUUUGCCUUGUUUGUGAAUUUAAAGAAUGUAGUGUGUAAGAUCGGGGAGGACGCUGAAGUUCUGAUGUCUCUUUAUGACCCUUCUGAGAGUAAAUUUAUCAGUGAAAACUACUUGGUGCGCUGGUCAAGCUCGGGCCUGCCGAAAGAUAUCGAGCGGCUGCAUAAUCUACGAGCAGUUUUCACAGAUCUUGGCAGUAAAGACCUAAAUAGAGACAAGAUAAGCUUUGUAUGUCAGAUUGUAAGAGUUGGGCGCAUGGAAUUACGAGACAAUAGUACCAGAAAACUUACAUCAGGUCUCAGGAGGCCUUUCGGUGUGGCAGUAAUGGAUGUGACUGACAUAAUUACCGGAAAACUCGAUGACGAGGACAAACAGCAUUUUAUACCUUUUCAGCCGCUAGCCUUGGAUGACGUCAUCCGCCACAAGCAGCUCAACCUAUCAUCCCGUUUUUCAUCCAGGGUGGCAGGGGAGAAUGAUUUCCUGCAGACGGUCAUCAACAAAGUAAUCGCCGCCAAGGAGGUUAACCACAAAGGUCAAGGUCUUUGGGUCACAAUGAAACUGCUCCCUGGUGACAUUCAUCAGAUUCGUAAGGAAUUUCCUCACCUGGUGGACAGGUCUACAGCUGUUGCACGGAAAAUGGGAUUCCCUGAAAUUAUCAUGCCAGGCGAUGUACGCAAUGAUAUCUAUGUCACACUUCUCCAAGGUGAUUUUGACAGAGGCAACAAAACCACUGCCAAAAAUGUGGAAGUCACGGUCUCUGUUUUUGAUGAAGAUGGAAAGAGAUUGGAGAAUGUGAUUUACCCGGGGGCAGGAGAUGAAGCGAUUUCAGAAUACAAAUCUGUGAUAUACUAUCAAGUGAAGCAGCCCCGCUGGUUUGAAACUGUUAAGGUUGCAAUCCCGAUUGAAGAUGUGAAUCGGAGCCAUUUAAGGUUCACGUUUCGCCACCGAUCAUCUCAAGAGUCUAAAGACAAGUCAGAAAAGAUAUUUGCUGUAGCAUUUGUGAAACUAAUGAGAUAUGAUGGAACAACACUAAGAGACGGAGAGCAUGAUCUCAUUGUUUACAAGGCAGAGGCGAAGAAGCUUGAAGAUGCAUCGACAUACCUGGGCCUCCCUGCCACAAAAAUUGAACUGGAGGAGAAAGGACACGCAUCUCUGGGGAAAAGCAUGCAGAAUUUAGGCAGCUGUACCAUCAGCAAAGACUCCUUCCAAAUAGCCACUCUCGUCUGCUCAACUAAACUCACACAGAAUGUGGAUUUGUUGGGUCUCUUGAAGUGGCGCUCUAAUACGAACUUACUGCAGCAGAAUUUGUGCCAGUUAAUGAACGUUGAUGGAGGAGAAGUUGUAAAGUUCUUGCAGGACACAUUGGAUGCGCUGUUUAACAUCAUAAUGGAAAACUCUGAUACGGAAACAUAUGAUAUAUUAGUCUUUGAUGCCUUGGUGUUUAUUAUUGGCCUGAUUGCAGAUCGCAAGUUUCAACACUUCAAUCCUGUUUUGGAGACCUACAUAAAGAAACAUUUCAGUGCAACCUUAGCUUACACAAAACUGACAAAGGUGCUAAAAAACUAUGUGGAAAAUGCAGAUAAACCCGGUAUCACAGAACAAGUAUUUAAAGUAAUGAAAGCACUGGAAUACAUCUUCAAAUUCAUUGUGCGCUCAAGAAUUUUGUUUAUUCAACUUUAUGAAAAUAAAGGAGAAGCUGAGUUCAUGGAAUCUUUGCUGAAGUUGUUCAAAUCAAUCAAUGCGAUGACAAGCAGCCAGACCGAUCAGACUGUUAUAGUUAAGGGGGCUGCGCUUAAAUAUCUGCCAACAAUUGUAAAUGAUGUCAAACUUGUCUUUGAUCCAAAAGAGUUAAGCAAGUUGUUUACAGACUUCAUCUUGAAUGUUCCAAGAGAUCGUCUUGUGCGACAGAAGCUCUAUUGCCUUAUUGAGAUAAUACACAGUGACCUUUUCAGCCAGCUUGAAUGCAGAGACAUCCUCCUUCCCAUGAUGACCGAUCAGCUCAAGUAUCACUUGGAGAGACAGGAGGAACUGGAGGCCUGUUGUCAGCUGCUGAGCAACAUCUUGGAAGUGCUUUACAGAAAAGAUGUGGGACCAACGCAACGUCAUGUUCAGAUCAUCAUGGAAAAACUUCUGAGAACAGUAAACCGUACUGUAAUAUCUAUGGGAAGAGAUUCGGAACUCAUUGGAAAUUUUGUUGCCUCCAUGACGGCAAUUUUACGUCAGAUGGAAGACUAUCACUACAGCCAUCUUAUCAAAACACUUGGGAAAAUGAGAACAGAUGUGGUGGACUUUCUUAUGGAAACAUUCAUCAUGUUUAAGAACCUGAUUGGGAAGAAUGUGUACCCCUCAGACUGGGUUAUAAUGAACAUGAUGCAGAACAAAGUGUUCUUACGAGCAAUUAAUCAGUAUGCCGACAUGCUAAACAAGAUGUUUUUGGAUCAAGCAAACUUUGAGCUGCAGCUGUGGAAUAACUAUUUUCACCUGGCUGUUGCUUUCCUUACCCAAGAAUCCCUGCAGCUGGAGAAUUUUUCAAGUGCCAAAAGAGUCAAAAUCCUGCUUAAGUACUGUGAUAUGAGAAGGCAGAUCGGCUUUGAAAUCAGAGAUAUGUGGUAUAAUUUAGGUCAGCACAAAAUCAAAUUCAUUCCUGAAAUGGUUGGCCCUAUUUUGGAGAUGACCUUGAUCCCGGAGACAGAGCUACGGAAAGCCACCAUCCCGAUUUUCUUUGACAUGAUGCAGUGUGAAUUCCAUUCCACAAGGAGCUUUCAGAUGUUUGAGAAUGAGAUUAUCACAAAGUUGGACCACGAAGUGGAAGGCGGGAGAGGGGAUGAGCAGUACAAAGUGUUGUUUGAGAAAAUACUCUUGGAACACUGUAGGAAACAUAAGUAUCUGGCAAAGACUGGAGAGACCUUUGUGAACUUGGUUGUCCGCCUGAUGGAGAGACUGCUGGACUACAGAACAAUAAUGCACGAUGAGAACAAAGAGAACCGGAUGAGCUGCACUGUCAACGUUCUGAAUUUCUACAAAGAGAUUGAGAGAGAAGAAAUGUAUAUAAGGUAUUUGUACAAACUGUGUGACUUGCAUAAAGAAUGUGACAACUAUACAGAGGCCGCAUAUACACUACUGCUGCAUGCCAAGCUGCUAAAGUGGUCUGAAGAUGCUUGUGCCGCACAUCUUACUCAGCGGGAUGGUUACCAGGCAAGCACACAAGGACAAUUAAAAGAUCAACUCUACCAAGAGAUUAUCCAUUUCUUUGACAAAGGAAAGAUGUGGGAGGAAGCCAUCACCCUCGGCAAAGAGCUGGCUGAGCAAUAUGAGAAUGAGAUGUUUGACUAUGAACAGCUGAGUGAACUGCUGAAAAAGCAAGCCCAGUUCUUUGAAAACAUUGUGAAAGUCAUUCGGCCAAAGCCUGAUUACUUUGCAGUUGGAUAUUAUGGACAGGGGUUUCCAACAUUUCUUAGGAACAAAGUGUUCAUCUACAGAGGAAAAGAGUACGAGCGACGGGAAGACUUUGAGGCUCGGCUGCUAACCCAGUUUCCCAAUGCGGAAAAGAUGAAGACGACUUCUGCACCAGGAGAUGACAUCAAGAACUCUACUGGACAGUAUAUUCAGUGUUUCACAGUGAAGCCGCUGCUUGAAUUGCCCCCGAAGUUUAAGAAUAAGCAUGUCUCUGAGCAGAUACUAAGUUUUUACAGGGUGAAUGAGGUUGUUCGGUUCCAGUACUCCAGACCCAUAAGGAAAGGAGAGAAAGAUCCUGACAAUGAAUUUUCUAAUAUGUGGAUUGAGAGGACAACUUUUUCAAUAUCUUACAAACUUCCAGGCAUCCUGAGAUGGUUUGAAGUGAAGGCUAUGGGUACGAUUGAGAUAAGCCCACUGGAAAAUGCAAUUGAGACAAUGCAACUCACAAAUGAGAAAAUUAAUAAUUUGGUGCAGCAGCAUAUGAAUGACUCCAAUUUACCCAUAAAUCCUCUUUCCUUACUCCUGAAUGGCAUUGUGGACCCAGCAGUGAUGGGGGGAUUUACCAAUUAUGAGAAGGCCUUCUUCAAUGAGAAAUACAUGUCAGAACACCCAGAGGACCUUGAGAAUAUUGAAAAAUUGAAGGACCUGAUUGCAUGGCAGGUUCCAUUCCUGGCAGAAGGAAUACGCAUCCAUGGAGAAAAGGUCACCGAAGCUCUGCGGCCAUUUCACGAGAGGAUGGAGACGUGUUUUAAGCAACUGAGAGAGAAGGUGGAGAAGCAGUACGGGGUUAGGACUCUGGUGUCCAAUAUUGACGAGAGGAGGGGCAAUCGACCCAGAUCUAUGGUUAGAUCUUUUACUAUGCCAUCAUCAUCCAGACCUUUAUCGGUUGUGUCCAUCUCUUCUGUGUCAUCGGACAGUACACCUUCAAGACCAGGUUCUGAUGGUUUUGUUCUUGAGCCUUUCUUGCCAAAGAAGAUGCAUUCCCGCUCCCAAGAUAAAUUGGACAGAGAUGAUCUUGAUAAGGAGAAAAAAGAGAAAAAGAAGGAGAAGAGGAACAGCAAGCACCAGGAAAUAUUCGAUAAGGAGUUCAAAGCGACUGACAUUCCACCCCAGCAAUCUGAUGCUGUUAUACUUUCAGAGACCAUAAGCCCAUUAAGGCCUCAGAGACCAAAGAGUCAAGUCCUGAUUACCGUUGCUGGUGAUAGGCGCUUCUCUGUAUCCCCGGGUCAGCCUUCAACUCAGCAACCGCCACCUGUCACUCCCAGAGCCAAGCUCACAUUUACUGUAUCACUAGGCAUGGAACAAAAUGGUGUCUCUGCUGUAGAACCAACGGAUAUCCCCCCUCCACUGCCAGUCAAAGGAAGUACAUCAGAUUAUGGGAAUGUCAUGGAUUAUCAAGAAUACAUCCAGCCUGCUACACUACCACCUCCACCGCAGAGGCACUUGCCACCUCCGCUGCCCAGCAAAACUCCACCACCACCUCCUCCAAAGACGACGAGGAAGCAGCCCUCCGUGGAUUCCGGCAUCAUGCAGUAAAGCACCCGCCACAUUCCGGAUGUACGGCGAUGAAUUUACCUCAUUUGGGCCGCAGUGUUUCCAUUUCACCUUUGUGCAAUCAUCCCUAAUACAAGAAAGGUCGCUUCGAUUUAACAUAAUGUACUAUGAUAAAAAAAAAAAAAAGACUUUGUGAGCUACUGAGUUGUGGAUACUAAUUUAUGCAUUAUAAUACUAAGGGAGCGAUUUACAGAGAAGGCAAAUCAAGAGAGAAGGAUGUCCGCGAUGGCGGCAUUGCUAAUAUCUGUCACUUCCUGUUUCAUGAUCUUGUACAGAAGUUUGUAUAUAUGACUUUUUUUUAUUUUAGGCUCUUUUAAGGUUUUUUUUUUUUUUUUAAUGAUAGUUUUACUGUAAUAGAUCUUAAUACCUACUUACAUUCUUACGCAUUUCCAGUCAGUGGCCCCUGCUGAAGGUAUAUAUAGGAUAGUUCAGCGGUGCUGUACCUGUGCCAACUGAUAAAAAAAAACAACAUAAUUUUGUGUCUUGUCAUGUGACUAUUACGACGCCGAUUUGCUGUAUGUGUAUUCUUUGCAUUCCAUUUUAUAACCUCCCUGUAGAUUUUGUUAUAUACAUAACUGACUAAAACAAUAAAAAGGCGUUU
Messenger RNA from Nanorana parkeri, 6568 nucleotides. RefSeq names its product dedicator of cytokinesis 1 (gene DOCK1). Lineage: Eukaryota; Metazoa; Chordata; Amphibia; Anura; Dicroglossidae. The transcript has 53 exons. Gene Ontology annotation, biological process: small GTPase-mediated signal transduction; cell migration. The record is from RefSeq and is a predicted model, not a curated record. Gene Ontology annotation, cellular component: plasma membrane; cytoplasm. The coding region runs from base 298 to 5949 and encodes 1883 amino acids. Gene Ontology annotation, molecular function: small GTPase binding; guanyl-nucleotide exchange factor activity.